Messenger RNA from Mytilus californianus (California mussel), 1398 nucleotides. Its product is annotated as tyrosinase-like protein 1. The record is from RefSeq and is a predicted model, not a curated record. Gene Ontology annotation, molecular function: oxidoreductase activity. Lineage: Eukaryota; Metazoa; Mollusca; Bivalvia; Mytilida; Mytilidae. Bases 1 to 1398 code for a protein of 465 amino acids. The transcript is spliced from 6 exons.
AUGCUUCGUCAAGAGAUUCCAACCUUGUCCUUGUUGUCGCCUUUGUCACCUUUCAGUGAGUCAUCCAAUAGUAGUACAGAUGAGCUAAUCAGAGUUCCAAGUCAAAGGGCUAUGGCAUUGCAGCAUCAAGACCCGUCUUUUGUAUCUGAUGGAAGCCAGUCUGACACCUCUGACAUCUCUGUUACAACUGUAUCAACUACCCAAAGUAUAGAAAGUGUAAAAAGAUUAGAACAGGCCCUUGGAACAACUAUUCCUUACUGGGAUUCGUCUCUGGACUUUGAAAUGGAUGACCCGGUGAACACAAUUUUGUUCACAGCCAGGUAUUUUGGAAAUGGUUUCGGUUUUAUUACUAAUGGCCCGUUUGCAAAUUUACCGGGAAGACCAAUUUUGCGCAACAUCGGAAGUGAUGGUACGCUUAUUUCAAAACAGGCUAUUGCGUCUGUUCUCAGUAGAACGCGCCAUGCCGAAAUUACUGAACCAAGCACAGCCGGUACUGUGCAAUACAGCCUAGAAGGUCACCACAACGGUCCACAUGUAUGGGUCGACGGAACACUAGCAUCGUUAGCAUCGGCAGCAUAUGACCCUAUAUUUUUUUGCCAUCAUGCUUUUAUAGAUUAUAUAUGGGAGCAAUUUAGGAGUCGUAUCCCAAAUGCAGAAUCAGAUUAUCCACCGACAAAUGUUGCAGGGCAUGAACCAUUCAGCUUCAUGGACUUUGGAGAAUUUCCCUAUGCUCCCAGGGUAAGGACUUCUGAAGGAUUUUCAGGAAGAUAUGCUCGAUUGAGAUCAUAUCAACCUGCACCAUCAUGUCCACGAUGCGCGGGCAGUCCUGAUCUUGUUUGUAAUACGGACCGAGGAAUUUGUGUAUCUCGAGCUGCACCACCCCAAAUGAGAAUGCAAGCUCCAGCAGCAAGAAGUCAGGCCGGGGCAGCUGCUGCCUCAGGAUUUACUGCACAAGUUGUAUCAGCACCGGACGCAGUGGAGGCAGACACGCCUCAAAGAGCUCAAAAUGCUGUUGCGCAGACUGGACCGCUAGCAACAGGACCAAAAAAGGAAAUACCUUAUCAAAAUUCAUUUAUUAUAAAUGGAAAGAGUGAUAUAAACCAAUGGGUUUUUAUGCCAGUUAAAGUUGUUUACAUGCAUUCACCGGGAGUCAGUCCCGGCAGAGUUUUUGUGGAGUCGGAUGGGAUAAAUUACUCCGGUCGAUAUAAAGAUUAUGCAAAAAUCGACCCUUUUCAGCCAGUAUCGUCUUCAUUUACUUACAUCGGAAUAAAAAGGCCUUCAAACGAAUCCAACGUUGAAGCAUUAAUUACAGCGUAUGAUACAUGUGGACGAGUUUGUAAGGCGAAGUGUCUAGUACUUGGUUCGCGGCCUCCUGUCUAUGAGUCAUGCGCAGUAUGA